This is a messenger RNA of Atta colombica, 475 nucleotides long. Its product is annotated as small integral membrane protein 12. The coding region runs from base 168 to 410 and encodes 80 amino acids. NCBI's taxonomy places the organism in Eukaryota, Metazoa, Arthropoda, Insecta, Hymenoptera, Formicidae. The record is from RefSeq and is a predicted model, not a curated record. The transcript is spliced from 2 exons.
GUAACAAGUUCUACCCGCUUGAGAUCUAACUGCCUAGAAGUUGUAGACAGUGUAGACAGUGUCCGCUUGGAAUAUUUCUAACCCAUGAAGAUAGUGGGAGAUGAGAACAGUCUUUUUAGAACGGUCUUUUUACUAUUCUAGCUCUCGAGCAGUUCCCAUUUAAGAAAAUGUGGCCCUUGAUAGUGAGAUCUAUGGGCAGAUUCGGUAAAUACAUUACACUUCCUAUUGUGGGUAUUAUUGGAUUUAUUGGAUAUAAUGUGGAGGGAUGGAUAUCUGAUCGUUAUACACCAGCCACAAAACCUAUCACACAGCAACGACAAGAAAGGCUACUAGAAAAUAUAGAUGCCUCAACUACCAAAAAGAAACACAAUCCUUUAGAAGUUAAUCUUUCGCCGUCGUUGUCUAGUUAGGUGUGCAUUUUAUUAUAAUUUCGAUAUGGAAAAUAAUUACAACAAAAAGUUUGAAUAAAAUGUUA